Molecule: messenger RNA, 1555 nt
Organism: Amoebophrya sp. A25
Lineage: Eukaryota; Dinophyceae; Syndiniales; Amoebophryaceae
Source: the annotation of a GenBank genome assembly
CGACACUGUGUUUCUUGCUACUCCACCUAGCCAAGUAUUGACUUCUCUGAACAACUUCUUAUAAUAUAGUAUUAAUUUCUCUGACUGUUCUCUCCCUCUCCGCUUCAAAGCCUCUUGUCCGCAGCAACUACGUUGUUGUCUUUUUCCUACAACUACUGAGGGAUGAACUGGAAGAUGCACAACUAAUUAAAUCUUCUGUAAUACCCCACGAAUGGGUACACUACUACUACUACUAUGUUGCAGCCAGGACAUGGACAUGGAGAUCCCACACUCUGACUCUAACAUAGCCCGAAAAGAGAUUGCACAGUGCAAAGUCACAGUGCAUCAGCAGCAACAGGAAAUUGAUCGACUCCUCUGUGGGUGUUGGUUCGGUUCAACACCGAGAGCAGUUGCAUCGAGGACAGCUUUCUCUGGAGGCGCAAUGUCAAUUUCAACGACCAGAAGAUUAUGGCUGAGGCUGUCGCAUAGUAGACCGAAUCAACUGGUGCACUACGGGCUGACCGGAACUUGCGAAAGAACUAGACGGGGGUUUGCUUUCCUCUUCAAAAGAAGAGGGAAAGAGGAAGAGCCAAUCUAUCAGUCACCCAUCAAUUCAAGGCAGUAUGCUCGACUUGAGGUUAGGUUACCGAUAACGACGUUGAGAUCAAAAAGGGUUGACAAAAACAGUACUAGAGCGUCGCAUAGCACUCUGGAUCCUCUGCUGCUUCUAUGGUGAAAUUUCAGCACUGUGUCGCAUAGCACUCUGGAUCCUCGGCGCCGGUGAAAUUGAAGAGACUUUUUCCUGAGACGCCUGAGACGACUACACAAGUAGAAGUACCUGGUAGACGUAGAUAGUAUAUUUGGGGAAAGCCUACCAAUGACGUAGAUAGUACUCUAUGACUAGGGGUAGAGACGUAGAUAGUACCUGGCUUGUUCCCACCAAUGCUUCGUCUUGUUCGGGAGACUGACAGAGUAUAAGACCUGUGUCUCUGGAACCAAAGAUGGAGACGGCGAGCCACUCCAAAGAAGUUGAAGCGGUAGUGGAACUGCAUCAAGAUCGAGAACUGCAUCAAGAUCGAGAACUGCAUCAAGAUGGACCGAACAACUAGAGCGAUGUCUUGGCUUUUUAGCUCUCUUCGUCUUUUGAUCAUACCCCUCGAUAUCUAAUGAGAAAUAACUCGCCAAAAGCUGCCUCUUCACAGGCAUAUCAAUCAAUCAAUCAAGUUGUCGUGCUUAAUUUGUAGAGAGAAGAAGAUUGAGAUCAUUUCGUCUUCGUUGUAGCUGAGAACAGUCGUAGCUGAGAACAGACGUAGCUGAGGAGGACUUCUUCAUCUAGUUGUUUACGCAAGUUAGAAGACACGCAGUAGCUAUCCUUUAUUUACAGGUGAGUAGAAACGCAGUACUAGUUCGAAGCUUAUUUUGUCGACAUCACAAUGACCACACACUCCUUUGAGCGGUGUCCCAGAAAGAAUCCGAAGAAUGAAUCCCAGAGUUAGCGCGUAGAGAGAGAAUCACACACUUCAUCAACAUAGGAAAAGAUAAUAUCCAAAAUCAUUUGGAUUGCCGUUGGAGCCGU